UAAACAACUCGACAUCAUAAAACGAAUAUUUAUUUAUCGGCAAACUGACGACUCCUUGCCGAUACCACAGCGAUGUUGUAACAGAUAUGGAGUAAUGCAGAAAUGGGGAAUCUAAGUCUAAAUGCUUUUCAUGUUACGGUCAUCGCUGUUUUACUUUUACAGACCGUUUUCAGCGAAGAUCAAACCGUAGCUCAUGUGGAUCAGACAAAAUCAUCCGAAACACGUGACAGUAAAACGAGUGAAACUGAAAAGAUUACUGAACAGACUGACACUCAGAAAUCUACAGGUGAAACGUCCGGUAAAAUACCAGUAUCAUCAUGGCAAAUGUACAUGAAAGUUUUUGAACAAAACAGAGCAGUGCAGUUGGAAGCAGUCAAAAACAUGCAAGCGUAUGGUAAAUACGAACAACGUUACCAGCUAGCAGAUAUUGUUAUAAAGCAAUUGAUGAAGAUACUUGCUGAGGCCAAAGUCAAUGUGACCCAGUGGGGAUUUGUACCUGGUGACCCAUACCCAGAAGAGACCCAUGUCCGUGAAGCUGUCUCUAAGGUGAUGGAGAACACGGCCAUGUUUGGUGACCUAGCUUUACGUCUCCCAGAUAUCGUUCACAGCCUGUACGAUAAGAACCGUGAGUGGCAGGAGCUGAUAGCCUGGGGUGUGUGGUUCUGUAACCAGACACAGGUCUUUGAGAUGUCCAGUGCCAGCGCUAUGCUUCUUAACCUGAUGUCUCAAGAGUUGAACCUGAUAGAGAGAGACAGGUUGUACAUCAAUCCAUUUACAGAAGAAAAUUUGAAGCUUCAAGAAGAAGAGAUUGCCAAACGUUUAGAUGCCAAAAAGCAGAUAAAAUUGGAGAAGAAAAAGAAAAAAGAGAAAAAGCGUGGCCCCAGGAUGAGUGGAUCAGCCAGAGUUGAACUCUGAAAUCUUCUUUGCUGUCUUAUGAUGGACUCUUUAUUGCCUACUUAUGCAGAACAGCAAGAGUUGUGUUUGUAAAAAUUCACAUGGGGUGUUUCGCCCUAUGUUACUGGUUAGGUAGCGUGUAAUGUAUAUGUUUGUCUCUGAUUAGUCCGGUAUUGCAUAUAUGAAGCGGACAGUCUUUGAUUUUAAUCAUCUCAGAGAAUCCAAUUUUUGUGUAACGUUACUCUCUUAUGUGCCAGUGGCCAUAAAAAAAAUUUGUACUACACUAAGCGAUUAGCCAGGUUCAACUUAAAGUUAAGUCAUGCUUAAGACUGUAAAAAUAGCUGUCAUAAUUUCUCUCUUUUUAAUAUGCUAUUCUGCAUAUAAAACUUUGGUUUUAAAAUUCUCCCACUUUUUCAAACCUCAGGGAGGUUUGACUUCUUCAAGGAGUUGCUCGCUACCCAUGAAAUCUCCGUAGCUUGCCAACCACAUGAGAUUUAAUUGUUUCAGUCGACGAGUCAAAACAAUUUUUAUUGAAAUCCACGUCCCAGAUAUUCACGCAUUUUUGUCAUCAUAUAAAGUGUACUAUUUUGACUCAUUUUCUAAGUAUUUGCUCUAUAGAUGUAAUUUAUGGUGGCAGGAUCUUAGGAUGCCAAUUUGAGGGCUGUAGGAUGAUAGCAAUACCAAUGAUCAAGUGUAGGACUGUGGAGUGGUUGGAUGAUUAAUUAUGGACAUGACUUGUGACUGAUGGUUAUAGGUUAGCUGUCUUGAUGAUUUAAUAGGACUGUGGAAUGGUAAGAUGAUUAAUUAUGGACAUGACUUGUGACUGAUGGCUAUAGGUUAGCUGUCCUGAUGAUUUAAUAGGACUGUGGGAUGGUAAGAUGAUUAAUUAUGGACAUGACUUGUGACUGAUGGCUAUAGGUUAGCUGUCCUGAUGAUUUAAUAGGACUGUGGGAUUGUUGGAGGAUUAAUUAUGGACAUGACUUGUGACUGAUGGCUAUAGGUUAGCUGUCCUGAUGAUUUAAUAGGACUGUGGAAUGGUAAGAUGAUUAAUUAUGGACAUGACUUGUGACUGAUGGUUAUAGGUUAGCUGUCCUGAUGAUUUAAUAGGACUGUGGGAUGGUAAGAUGAUUAAUUAUGGACAUGACUUGUGACUGAUGGCUAUAGGUUAGCUGUCCUGAUGAUUUAAUAGGACUGUGGAUGGUAAGAUGAUUAAUUAUGGACAUGACUUGUGACUGAUGGCUAUAGGUUAGCUGUGCUGAUGAUUUAAUAGGACUGUGGGAUGGUAAGAUGAUUAAUUAUGGACAUGACUUGUGACUGAUGGCUAUAGGUUAGCUGUCCUGAUGAUUUAAUAGGACUGUGGGAUUGUUGGAGGAUUAAUUAUGGACAUGACUUGUGACUGAUGGCUAUAGGUUAGGCUGUCCUGAUGAUUUAAUAGGACUGUGGAAUGGUAAGAUGAUUAAUUAUGGACAUGACUUGUGACUGAUGGUUAUAGGUUAGCUGUCCUGAUGAUUUAAUAGGACUGUGGGAUGGUAAGAUGAUUAAUUAUGGACAUGACUUGUGACUGAUGGCUAUAGGUUAGCUGUCCUGAUGAUUUAAUAGGACUGUGGAAUGGUAAGAUGAUUAAUUAUGGACAUGACUUGUGACUGAUGGUUAUAGGUUAGCUGUCCUGAUGAUUUAAUAGGACUGUGGGAUGGUAAGAUGAUUAAUUAUGGACAUGACUUGUGACUGAUGGCUAUAGGUUAGCUGUCCUGAUGAUUUAUUAGGACUGUGGGAUGGUAAGAUGAUUAAUU
Molecule: messenger RNA, 2684 nt
Organism: Liolophura sinensis
Lineage: Eukaryota; Metazoa; Mollusca; Polyplacophora; Chitonida; Chitonidae
Product: coiled-coil domain-containing protein 134-like
Exons: 6
Coding region: 103-915 (270 amino acids)
Source: RefSeq, a predicted model, not a curated record